AUGAAGAAGCGAGCCAAUGAGGUGUUGGAGCCGGAUGAGCCUCUGUGCUGCUGUGAGUUUGUGGACCUUCAGGGGGGGCGGAGCCAUGUGGCAGCCUGCUGCUGUGACUGUGAGGACCUGGACGAUGCCUGUGACAGAUGGCUGAAGAAAGAGCCCCAGAAGGCAGAUUCACUGUCCCGUCUGGUUACCAUGGUGAGCGACCGCCUCCGUGUUCCCUGGUUCUGGGGCGGAGCCCGGCGUUUUGAUCUAUCGGUGCUGCCCCCGCUGCUCCUACUUCCUGUGCUCCUACAUAUCGCAGCCCUUCACUUCCUGUUGGGCAUGGUGGUUCUGACUGCUCUACCGGUACUGGUUCUAUGGUACUACUACGUCACCCACCGUAAGAAGGGCCGGACUCUGUUCUUCCUCAGCCUGGCCCUGUUCUCCCUGGGCUACAUGUACUACCUCUUCCUCACCGAGGUCUUCCCCAGGGGGGGUGUAGGGCUGACCCAGCUGGGUACAGUGACCCUGGGAGUGGCCCUCACUCUGGCCUCACUCAUCCACACCAAGAGAGAGCCCGGCUACGUACGGCCUCACACGGCCGACGUCCACAGCACGGUGACCUAUCACAGCUCACCUCCGGACAGAGACCCCGCCCACACCAGCCUCAACGGGGUUGGGCAGGAAGUAGUGCUAGCCAAUCGCGGGAGUGGGUCGGAGCAGCAGGGCCAAGGGGUGGAGCAGAGGGAGAGUGGGCGGAGCAGGAAGUGGUGCUCUCUGUGCAGGGUGGUGCGGCCCCCCAGAGCGGGACACUGCAGGAUCUGUGGUGUCUGUGUCCUGAGGCUGGACCACCACUGUGUCUGGAUAAACAGUUGUGUCGGCCAGGCCAAUCACUGCAGCUUCCUGUCGACACUCCUCCUCUUUCUGUUGACCUCUCUGUAUGGAAUCAGUCUGGUGCUGCGCAGCGUGUGUCCCCAACAGAACCUGCUCAGCGCCUUGCUCUACUGCCCAGGCGUCUACAAUCAGUACAGCUCGGCACUGUGUUUCACCUGUGCGUGGUACAGCAGCAUAGUGACGGGUGGCCUGCUACACCUUCUGGUCCUGCAGCUCAUCAACGUCAGCUACAACGUGACGGAGCGAGAGGUGCGCGCCGCCCUCCGAGACAAGACCGCCCGCAGCCACUACUGGGGCCUCGUCGUAGACACGGGAGUCUACUCACAUGGUUUCCGUGGCAACUGGGCAGAGUUCCUGACAAUGGGAGAAGGCCUGCACACACCCUCACCCAGUCUCACUGACUUGGUGUAGCUGAGCUGCUCAUCAUCGUCAUUACAUCUUUAGAAGUGAUUGAUCAAUUGGACGAUCCAGGUAGAAGUUGCCCACAGAAACAGAUCUAGGAUCAUUUUACCCUCAUACCACAGGAGGCGGCUGAGGGGAGUGCGGCUCAUAAUAAUGGCUGUAACGGUGCAAAUGGAAUGGCAUCAAACACGUGGAAAUCAUGUGUUUGAUGUAUUUGAUACCAUUCCACUAAUGCUGCUCCAUCCAUUACGACGAGCCCGUCCUCCAAUUAAGGUGCCACCAACCUCCUGUGCCUCAAAGAAUCCUGACUUGAACCGUUAGGGGGAAGAACACAAGACAGACCUUGGGUCAGUGUCUAGGGGUAACUUCACCCUCAGUGAUAUGGGCUAGAGUUGAAGGAUGCAUCUGAUGUACUGUCUUUCACCAACAGAUGGCAGCAUAUCUCCACUCCUCAGACUUCUGACUGCCAUCACCUUACAUUUACAUUACAUUUAAGUCAUUUAGCAGACGCUCUUAUCCAGAGCGACUUACAAAUUGGUGCAUUCCACUUAUGACAUCCAGUGGAACAGUCACUUUACAAUAGUGCA
Oncorhynchus gorbuscha (pink salmon) is the source of this 1859-nucleotide messenger RNA. RefSeq names its product zinc finger DHHC-type palmitoyltransferase 23b (gene zdhhc23b). NCBI's taxonomy places the organism in Eukaryota, Metazoa, Chordata, Actinopteri, Salmoniformes, Salmonidae. The record is from RefSeq and is a predicted model, not a curated record. Gene Ontology annotation, biological process: protein targeting to membrane; peptidyl-L-cysteine S-palmitoylation. Gene Ontology annotation, molecular function: protein-cysteine S-palmitoyltransferase activity. Gene Ontology annotation, cellular component: Golgi apparatus; endoplasmic reticulum.